Molecule: messenger RNA, 1884 nt
Organism: Poeciliopsis prolifica (blackstripe livebearer)
Lineage: Eukaryota; Metazoa; Chordata; Actinopteri; Cyprinodontiformes; Poeciliidae
Product: proton-coupled zinc antiporter SLC30A1
Exons: 6
Coding region: 78-1712 (544 amino acids)
Biological process (GO): intracellular zinc ion homeostasis; detoxification of zinc ion; zinc ion transmembrane transport
Cellular component (GO): Golgi apparatus; endoplasmic reticulum
Molecular function (GO): calcium channel inhibitor activity; zinc ion transmembrane transporter activity
Source: RefSeq, a predicted model, not a curated record
GGGAGCAACAUCCACACACAGACUCUAUCCAGGAGUUAAGCUUGUCUUUCCCUCGUCUGCUUCUUCGGGUGUCAGGUAUGAGGCUGCGACAGCGGUGCAUUAUGGGGGUGACCGUGCUGCUGCUGCUGUGUGAGAUCGCCGUCAGUCAGCUGUGUAAGUCUCUCAUCACCAUGGUGGACGGCUUCCAUACACUUUUCAUCCUUUUCCACAUGGCUCUCCACCGGACUGAGGGCUUCGGCAAUCCUUGCACCCCCUCCUCGGACCCCUCCCCAUUUUCUCCGCUCGCCUCCUCCUCUUCCUCAGGGACCCUUCCUCCUCCUUCACACUCCGCUCCACCUGCUGAACUUCCACCCAGAGCUCAGUCCACUCCAGAGCCGCCCCACCGAGACCCGGCUGCACCGAUUGACUCGCAGAAACAUUUUUCCCCAGCAGCUCCGAGCUGCGGCCUGUCGUUCCCCGACAGCAGGAAGCGGGCUGUGGGUGUUUUCGUUUCCUACCUCCUCCUGGUCUCUCUGUGCGUCGCCUAUUUCUUGGAGAUCAUGGGUUUCCUGGUGAAGCCCCACCCAGUUCACCACCCCCUGCUGCCGGUGCUGAUCGGGGCUGGGAGUCUGCUCCAUAAGAUGCUGCUGUUUGUCCUGGACUGGGAUGAGCUGCUGGAUAAGAAGGCAGGAAGCUGCAGGCGGCGGGUGGAGACCGAACCUCGCCUUGAAAUGAGCUGCAAAGAGGAGUCCCAAGGCCAGGACGAAGAGCAGCUCUCUGACCCGUCCAAAGUUCAAACUGCAGCACACCGCUGUCUCCACAGCGGGGCUCUUGUCCUCUGUAAUCCAGGAACUCUCAACCUGCCUCACCACGCCUGCAGAACGGAGCUUCAGCUGCAGGAAACCACCAGCGGAGAGGACAGUGCUGCACGUUUAAAGGAAGAGAGUCUGAACCGCCGCCUGUGCAUUGAGCAUCCUGACAGUCAGAAUACACACGAACCCUCUUCAGCGGACAAGCCAUCAUCUGGAUGGAGCUGCCGCUGGGCCCUCUGCCUCCUGUCCUUCGUCUUCGUCAUCCAGGGACUCUUCACAUCCCUCCUGGCUCUGAUCAACAGCCUGGUGACGCUGGUCGUUCCACAGCUCCUGCACGGCUCUGGAGCCUGCAGCGUCCUGGUUUAUCUGGACCCGGGCCUCUCCAUGCUGGCUGUCAUCACGCUGAUUGCAACGUCUGUGCCGCAGGUGUACAGGUUUGGCAUGCUGCUUCUCCAGGCCUCUCCCCCACACAUGCGUGUGUCUGAUGUCAGCCGGAGGCUCGCCGGCGUUCCCGGGGUGCAGGCUGUGCACGAGCUCCACGUCUGGCAGCUGACCGAGUCGCUCACAGUGGCCUCUGUCCACGUUCACUGCCACACUGGGUUUCUGUCGAACAGUUACGCUGAUCUGAUGUCAGGAAUCACCACAGUGCUGCAGAACGUGGGUGUGAGCUGCAGCACUGUUCAGCCAGAAUUCACUUCCUCCUCUUCCUUGAUCGGAGGAGAUGGAGCCGCCACCUUUGUCCACAGAGAGGACAAAUCUCUCCCACCCUGCAGCCUGGCCUGCGGGAAAGCCUGUGCUGCCAGUAUGUGCUGCUCCCUACUGGAAGAGACGGAGGAGCAGAUCCGGAGCGUCCAGAGUCCAGGAACUGGAGAGAGCGAGGAGGAGCCUCAGACUCUGGUCAUCGAGAACACUUUCCUCUGACUCUCUGUUUUUACCUGAUAAGAAGGUGAACGCAGAAAAUAGGACAACAUGUUUUUCUCUGUUAGUUUUAUUAUAUAAACAGGUAUUAUUCCAAAGAUUUUCUAUCCAUUUUUGUCUCUUUAUUUGAUUAUGGAAAAGUUUUACUUUUUUGAUUUUAUGUGGGCGAUGUUAA